Molecule: messenger RNA, 1429 nt
Organism: Lasiosphaeria miniovina
Lineage: Eukaryota; Fungi; Ascomycota; Sordariomycetes; Sordariales; Lasiosphaeriaceae
Product: FAD dependent oxidoreductase-domain-containing protein
Exons: 3
Coding region: 155-1150 (331 amino acids)
Molecular function (GO): oxidoreductase activity
Source: RefSeq, a predicted model, not a curated record
CUCGGAGCCGGCAUAAUCAGACUCUCAACUGCCUACCACCUCGCGCUCGCCCUCCGAGGCCACAACUUGCCGGUUUUGGUUGCUGAUCCGUCCUCCGGGGUCUGCUUAGGAGCGUCUAGACAAUGCGAAGGGAUGGGCAAGGGUAAGAACAGCGAUGGGGAGGGCCCUGGGCGAGUUUGGGUUCGAUCCGCAGGUCCAGCCGUUGGGAAGCUUUCAUACAAGCUGUAUUCCCGAACUAGCCGCCCGGGCUGCCGUAUCUGGUCAUGCACUUCGGAGCAUUGGAUACUCGCCCCUCGUCGUCCAUGCCGUGUUUUUCCACGAGUAUGAUCCCUCCAACCCUCGGCUUCCGUUUCCCGUUACACGCGCCGAGGAGCUGUCAAAACUUCCCUCGUGGUUACGAGUGCGAGACACGUGGAAAGCAGGAUUGAUCAACGAUGGCUCGACGGCCGCGAGAGCCGACCCCCCGGCAUUUUGCAGCUUUCUACAAAGCGACUGCGAGCAUCUCGGCGUCGAAUUCCCUACACGCGCAGAGGCGGUGCGGAUCGGCCAGCAUGCUGGAGAAGAAGACAGCACAGUAGAAUUUCAAGUGGCAGGAGGCGAACUUCGCCAGAUCGCCUGCCGGAACCUGAUCAUAUCGGCCGGAAGCUGGUCGCCAGCCCUCUUCUCACGUCUGCUUCCUUCGGCCGGCAUCAGACUCAGACUUGCCCCGGAGCAGCACGUGCAGGCGUGGCUACGCUUCAGCGCUGAGGAUGCGACAGACUCUGAACAGCGCAGAAUGGAUACGGGGGCUUGUCACCAGGUCUGGUCGAGCCCGCUUGAUGAAGGCGACGAUGUCCAUGUCUCUUGGUUCACGAAUGGAGAGCUACAUGCAGCCGGCGCGCUCGAGUGGGUCGUUGGCGAGACACCGCCACUUCCCAAAGAUGUUCAACCAAGCCCCGAGGACGUUGCGCAGCUCAAGGAAUGCGUUUCUCGACAUUUGCACAUCGACAAGCGCCGGAUCUUGAGCUCCGGCAGGGCCUUUAUGCCUGCGGUGCCGCAGGGACGGCCUAUUAUGGACAGGGUACCACGGGAUGCUUUAGCGAAGGGAGGGUAUAGUGUCGGCGUUUUUUGGGCUUUAGUCACGACCUUGACGGGUUCACCCUGGGGCUAGGGUCGGGGAAAGUUGUGUCUGAACUUGUUCUCGAACACGAUCCUUCCGUCGAUAUGUCUCCGUUUAAGUUGGCGUGAGAGGAAUUGCGGCAGACCGGCCUGAGGUGCGCCAUACUUUGAAGCAACUUGAAUAAUUAACUCAGAGGGUGGUUGAGCUGUGAGAUUGGACUGGUUGUUUAUCAAUGGGCUUGGAAAGUUUCACGACAGAAGUAGUCCUAGAACUCCGCUGAGUUGUAGAGCACUACCUACUACUCUAAUUAAACUACGCUUUGCGACUUCC